Messenger RNA from Hemiscyllium ocellatum (epaulette shark), 9204 nucleotides. It is a transcript of the gene baz1b, whose product is annotated as bromodomain adjacent to zinc finger domain, 1B. The record is from RefSeq and is a predicted model, not a curated record. NCBI's taxonomy places the organism in Eukaryota, Metazoa, Chordata, Chondrichthyes, Orectolobiformes, Hemiscylliidae. Gene Ontology annotation, biological process: chromatin remodeling. The transcript is spliced from 18 exons. Gene Ontology annotation, cellular component: WICH complex. Gene Ontology annotation, molecular function: protein binding; histone H2AXY142 kinase activity. The coding region runs from base 243 to 4934 and encodes 1563 amino acids.
GCCGUUCGGGGGUUGCGCGGUGGCGGGAGGUGUCGAUCGGCCGCCGGUCGGGAGCCGAGCCGCGGAGCACUCCCGCCAUUUUUGAACUCUGCCGCUGGAGCCGGGGCGCGAGGAUCGCGCCUCCUCCUUCUCUUUGGGCGAUCGGAGCGGCGGAGGAGCGGACAGUGCUUCAGGCGUCCAUCAGCACCGGCAGGAGCUCCCUGUGAGAGCCGAGCCGAGCCGGCCGGCCGGCCAGCUGGACCAUGGCGCCGCUGCUGGGCAGGAAGCCAUUCCCGCUGGUGAAGCCGCUUACAGAUCUGUCGGCAGAGGAGACCAUCUACGUGAUCGAGCACAGCGGGGAAGGGUUCCGGAGCAACGAAGAAUAUGAAUCCCGAUUGUCUAGAUAUGCAGAGCGAAUCUGGACAUGUAAAAGCACAGGCAGCAACCAACUCACACACAAAGAGGCCUGGGAAGAGGAGCAAGAAGUAACUGAACUACUAAAGGAAGAAUAUCCAGUGUGGUUUGAAAAGCCUGUUUUAGAACUAGUCCAUCACAAUACAUUGUCUUUAGACAAAUUAGUUGACAAAACGUGGAUGGAGAUCAUGACCAAGUUUGCUAUUGGAGAACACUGCGAACUCCAGGUUGGGGAAAAUAAAAUUCUUCCUGUAGUAGUGUUAAAAGUCCAUCCUCUGGAGCCAAAGGAAGAAUUACCUUCUCAGAAGAAAACUGAUGGAUCUUGCGAUUCACCUUCCAGUGACAAGGAGAAUUCCAACCAGGUGGCACAAGAGAGCCUUGGUAUAGAAGUCUGCAACAAAGUUGAGGACAGCAAGAGGGAAAACAAUACAAGUGACCGAGCUCGUCGAUCACCACGGAAGCUGCCUACAAGCCUCAAGAAAGAAGAAAAGAAAUGGGUUCAUCCAAAAUUUUUGCCCUACAAGUAUGAUGUGAAGCUGCAGGAAGAGGACAAAAUAAUUAGUAAUGUACCAGUCGAAAGUCUCAUCCGAUCAGAAAGGCCACCAAACAAGGAAAUCUUGCGCUAUUUCAUCAGACACAAUUCCAUGCGAAUGGGGAUGGGAGAAAACGCACCCUGGGUGGUGGAAGAUGUACUCGUGCAGAAAUAUGCGCUACCCAGUAAAUUCAGUGACUUCCUGCUGUCUCCGUAUAAGUACAUGAUUCAUAACCCUGUUGUGAACUUGGGAAAAAGGAAAAGUGCUGUCUCACCAGAAGGUAAAGCCUCAAAAAAAGCAAAAGGUGAUGGGGACCCAAAUAAAGAGAAAAAUAAGAAGCGGAAGAAUGGAAACAAAGAGAAGGUUUCUCGGAACCCUCCUUUGAGCCCAACAUUAUGGGGUCAUGUGCAGGUGAAAAAGGCUAUGAAUGGGAAUGGAAUGGCAUACAAUCCCAAAAGGUCUCCAGAACAAGAACUGGAAGAAGUAAUGAAGAUUGUAACACCAACCAAAUUGAACACCAACUUCCACAUCCCCAAAAAGGGCUCCAGUGCUGCUCGGAACUUUAAAAAGCUGCAAACUAAGGAUAAAGCGAACAACAAAAAAGAGAAAUCCAAGAACAAGGCUAAGUUGCUCAAUGGGCAGAAGUUAGCAGGGAAUAGCAAAUCUCCAAAAAAGAGUCUGAAAACUCCAAAGUUGAAGAUGAAACAGAUGACACUUUUUGAGAUGGCAAAAUCCAACACACCAAAGACUGGAAAAUCUCCGAAGGGUGUUGGAGGAGCCUCAAGAUCUAUGUCUAAACCUCAGAAAUACCUUCCACCUUUAGCUUUACAAUUUCUUCGAUAUUACAAAGAAAAUAAGGGGAAGGAGGAGAAAAAAGGUGCGGUGUCUGCAUUCAUCACCAGGGUGGCCAAAGUGCUUUCCGCUGAAGAACGUGCUCGUCUACCAGAGGAAGUUGGUGAUCUUGUUCAGAAACGUUAUGAGAUUUUGGAGCACAAGAGGAAGUGGGCAAUGAUGACACUAGAAGAAAGAGCAGAUUAUCACAAAAAAAAGCGUGAAGAGCUAAAGAAAAAAUUAAAGGAAAAGGCCAAAGAACGGCGGGAGAAGGAGAUGCAGUUAAAACUGGAAAAACAGAAGAGAUUUGAAGAUCAGACUCUUACAGGAAAGAGCUUACCUGCACUAAAGCUGGUUGAUACUCCUGAAGGGCUCCCAAACACUCUUUUUGGUGAUGUUGCUAUGGUGGUAGAGUUUCUCAGUUGUUAUGCUGGUCUGCUGAUGCCAGAUGACCAGUAUCCAAUCACUGCAAUCUCCUUGAUGGAAGCACUGACCUCUGAAAAGAGAGGUUUCCUCUAUUUGAACAGAGUUCUGUUGAUCCUCCUUCAAACUUUGCUGCAAGAUGAAAUUGCAGAAGACUACAGAGAAUUGGGGAUGAAACUUUCUGAAAUUCCUCUCACCUUACACUCUGCUUCAGAGCUUGUCCGACUUUGCAUGCGCAAGUCAGAUGUGCAAAAUGAAAGUGAAGCAUCAGAAAUGAAUGAAGAUGGGAAGGAUUCUAUGGGAUUCGAAGACGAUGAAGUUGCAGAUGAAUUCCUAGAUAAGUUGGAAACUUCUGAGUUUUUUGAACUGACUCCAGAAGAGAAAGUAAAGAUUCUAACAGCACUCUGCCAUCGGAUUCUAAUGACUUACUCAGUUCAGGAUCACAUGGAGGACUCGCAGCAUAAAUCUGCAGAGCUAUGGAAGGAGAGACUGGCCAUGCAAAAAGAAGAAAAUGAUCGGAAGAAGGCAGAAAAACAAAAGAAAAAAGAAAUGGAGGCAAAAAAGAAAGAGCCAGAAAAUAACAAAUUGGGUGACAAGAAAAAGUCAGAGAAGAAGGAAUUUGAUAAGAAGCUAGAAGUGGACAAAGGUGGAAAUGAUUUGUUAACUGAUGUCAAUGGUAGUGAAGACCUCAUUAGUGCAAUUAAAAGCAGGCGAUUGAUGGCAUUGCAGGCUAAAAAAGAAAAGGAAGAGAGAGAAAAGCAAGAAAAAGAAAGGAUGGAGAAAGAGGUGGAAGUAGAAAAGAUUCGUAAGCAUAAAGCAGCAGCUGAGAAGGCCUUUCAGGAGGGAAUUGCAAAAGCCAAACUUGUCUUGCAUCGAACUCCAUUGGGCACAGAUCGUAACCACAACAGAUACUGGCUGUUUUCGGAUCUGGUGCCUGGUCUGUAUGUAGAGAAAGGUUGGGUGCAUGACAGCAUUGACUACAGCUUUACCAUUCCUGAAGAAUACACUCAACAUGAAGAAGACCAGGAUUCCAAAAGUAAUGAUGAUGACAGCAUUGCUGAGAGCAGCUUAAAUGACAGUGGCCACCAGGGGUCCUCCCAUACUGCAGACAUUUGCAUUGAAACAACUGUACCAAAACAAGGGCAGAACCUAUGGUUUAUUUGUGACACUCAGAAAGAACUAGAUGAAUUCCUGAACUGUCUUCAUGUGCAAGGUGCCAGAGAGAGUGCGCUUAAAGAACGCCUUCAGAAAAAGUAUCAAGAUAUCCUUCACUCACUACACUUGGCACGGAAACCAAACCUUGGCCUCAAGUCCUGUGAUGGCCAUCAGGAGCUCCUCAAUUACUUGCGAACUGACCUGAUUGAAGUGGCAACGCGACUGCAAAAGGGAGGGCUAGGAUACAUGGAUAAAUGUGAUGAGUUUGAGGAGAGGGUACGCUCGUUGGAGAGCCUGAAAGAUUUGGGUGAGUGUGUGAUCACACUGCAAGAGUGUAUAAUAAAGAAAUUCCUGCAAGGUUUUAUGGCACCCAAACAAAAGAAGAAAAAAGCAGGCGAGGAAACAAAAGUAGAGGAAAUCGAUGAGGAGAAGAAAAUGGCUGAAGAAGCUAAGGUUGCUUCUGCCCUCGAGCUGUGGAAGUGUGCUAUACGAGAGGCUCAGACCUUCUCUCGUAUGCAUGUACUGCUCGGAAUGUUGGAUGCCUGUAUCAAAUGGGAUAUGUCAACUGAAAAUGCCCGAUGUAAAGUGUGUCGUAAGAAAGGUGAAGAUGACAAGCUGAUCCUGUGUGAUGAAUGUAAUAAGGCGUUCCACUUGUUCUGUUUGAGACCAGCCCUCUAUGUGAUACCAGAUGGAGAAUGGCUCUGUCCAGCGUGUCAGCCAGCCACAGCCCGACGUGGCACACGUGAUAGAAAUUAUGCUGAGGAGGAAGAUGAAGGUAAUGAGGAUGAGGAGGAUGAAGAAGAGGAAGUGGAGGAGGAGGACGAGGAAGAGGAGGACGAGGACUACGAGGAGCGUGGAGGUCCCAGACUCCGAUUGAGGCCCAGGAAAGCUGCCAAAGGAAAACCAGGCUCUCAGGGCCGUCCUCCUAGGCAGGCCAAACAGCCGGGGAGGAAAAAGGCCCUACACAGUCACAGCAGGAACACUCGACACAAGACAUCACCUGUCAACGGUGUGGACAUUGAUGAGCUGGUACAACAAAGAACAAAAUAUCGGUCACGGAGACUAAAUCUGGAGCUUGCAAAGUGUGAAGAAAUCCUGAACAAAUUAAUCAGAUCAAGAUAUAGUUGGCCCUUCAGAGAGCCUGUGACAACGGAUGAAGCAGAAGAUUAUUUUGAAAUAAUCUCUAAACCUAUGGACUUGCAGACCAUGCAAAGCAAGUGUUUAUGCGGCACCUACAAGACUGUUGAAGAAUUUCUUGAGGACAUUAAACUGGUGUUUAACAAUGCAGAACAGUACAAUCAGGAGGGUAGCCAGGUUCUUACUUGUGUGGAGAAAACAGAACGAUGUUUCAUUGACAUGUUGGGAAAACAUCUUCCCAACUAUAACUACAAACGGGGCAAACCACGAAAAAGCAUCCAGAAACGGAAAAGGCUGGUGCAAGUAGAACUCGAGGAGGAGGAGGAGGAGGAGGAUGAGGAGGAGGAAGAGGAGGUAGAGGAGGUGGAGGAGGAGGAAGAAGAAGAAGUAGACGAUGAUUAUGAUGACAGUGACACAGAAUCAAGUGAACAUUCCAUCCCACCACGUAAGCGCCGGAAGUGAAUCGAAAAUAGCUGAGCUUUCUGAAUAAUGGAUGUAGUAAUUAUUUUGGAACUGCAGACUUGUUUGUACUUUAAAUGUUUACGUUGACUGAUUUGACAUACUGGAUCAAAUACAAAACUUCAACCAAACCUGGAUAUUUUCAUAGGAAUACAAAAAUGUUGAAGUCUAAACCUCUUACAGAUUUUUUAAUACUCUUGUUGAGUUGGGAGAUCCUGAGGGCUGAAAGUUCCUUGUUUUGUUGAAAGUAGUUGUGAAAUUAAGAUCACAGACAAGGAGCUCUGUUGUUCUGAUUUUAUGACCAUAGAGGGGACCUUUCUCAAUAAUUUGUGUCCCUUGGUAUCAGCUUUCAGCAAAAGCUUUCUGAUUUGUUCAUCUUAACCGUGGAAGUGGUCAAUUCAGGGAAUAAGACAACCCCUCAAUUGUUGGUCCUUGGUCCUUCUAAAUAACACUGCCUCGCUGGAGAGAGUGUACAAUUAAUGGAAGUUCAGCUGAUUGCAGGCCAAGGUGUUUCCCAGUGCCAGAUGACUUACAUUGCAUCACCAGCAUCUGUUUUAUCCAGCUGGGUUUUAGGUUUGACCAUAUGAUUGAAUAUGUGCAAAAUUGUCUCACAUUGAUCGCAACAGUAUUGUAAAUGUACAGCUGUUCUUUAUAAUAAGGAGAAGUAUCCUGCCCUCGAAUGUUUUGCCAUCUGAAACAGUAAAAUGAGCAUUUCAUAUGAACCACCAGCCAUCGUGUAACUUAUGUCACCUGUUUGAUUGACUGUAGUCUUGAAGGAAUCAGUUACCUGAUGAACGUGUGCAGGAUGUUUAGUUCAGAGUCAGCUUGGUUUCAAAAUUGAACUGUGGUCAGUUCUGCAUGUAAUGAGCAAAGGUAACUGGUUUAUAUGCUUAGGUCGUCUACCCUGAUUUGGCUGAGGGUCCAACCAAAUGGAUGUUAAUGAAUAAUAUAUUGGGUGUCUCUAGUUUCUUGAAAAAUUCUAAUUUGCCCUAUACACUAAUUGGUGUGGGGUAACAGCACUCUGACUUAGUAAAGAUUUACUACCACGUCUCAUGCUUGUUGGCUGACAGCAAUUCUAUGUUUGACAUGGAAGAUUCCCUUUUGAUCUGCCUAACCAUUCUGGCUGACCAAAUAGUUCUCAUGCAACACCAUCGGAUUUUUAAACUGAAGAAUUGUAAAAUACUCCUUUUUGUGUGGAGAUUUGUACAGUGCAUACAGAUAUGUAGAUCUAACCAGAUUAAGAUCCUUGUGUUUCAAGUUGUCAGAAAAAUUGUGGCGCAACUUGAAUUUGUUUUCACCUUUGUUACUGUAGUUUGUAUAAAUAAUACAUAUUAUUUUGAGUAUUUGUGAGCAACAAAUCCUUCAAAGCCCUAUUCACAUCUGCAGUUCUUUUCCUUGGAGUGAGGGGGAAGGAAAGCACUGAUCUAAAAUUUUCUGUUUCUUUUUGAGAGUUUCCCCCUCUUUCCACUUGGCGUUUUAUCACCGUUCCCAGUCACUCUCAGUUGUGUAGGCAAGUGAUGUAGAAUAAAACAGUGGAAUUUUGACAUUGUAUAUUUUCCCAAAUGUCUGUGGUAGUUGUUUGGGGAGGGCUAUGCUUGUAUUAAAAACAUUUUUGGACUUUUAAAUAAAAGCAAUUACAUCUAAAACUUCGCAAAAAAAAAGUAAGGGUUAUGUGUGCCCUGUAACUUAAGUGUUUUUAAAACAUGUUCAAUGAGUUGCUGCUUGGAGACUAACUGUUUUCACUGGCUGGCAGGCUUGGAUAUUGUCUGGCUUUUCUAGUGUGAUUCCAUCUCUCCUGAGUUGACCUCGUUUAUCUGUGACUACAUCUCUGUCUUUGAGUAUUUCUUCUGUUGUCUUCUCCAUGUUUCCUUACUGACUAUGCUGGGCUCACUUUUCUGUUGCAUGCCCCAUGCUGUCUUAUCUGUGGCACGCUCUCUACUGCUGUUCCCUCUCUUGCUUUCUCCCAUCCCCCUGUGUCAUGUGCUUUUGCAUAUGCAUGCGUGUAAUCUUUUGAUUUCCAUGUUUUUUUUUGAAUUGGGAUGUGAUACGUUUCCCUGCCAUUGUGUGCAUCUGUCCGCCUCUGUCAGUUGUGUGUAUGAGUGUGCCUUUGUCGUUAAGGGACAAUACAUUUCACAAUCCAUUUGUCUACAUAUACCUAUUUCUGUGUCAGCAUUCAGACUGCCAUACGCAUUCAGUUUGUAAUAUGAGAUUGCUCCAAAGAGGACCACCUGCCCUCUUUCCUCUUUCUCCUUCUUCACCCUGUUGAAUAUGGCACCUGUGAUUAGACUCUUAUGUAGUUGACUUAGUCUACAUAGCAACAGUGGGGACUCUUCAGAAGUACCUCACUAGUGUGAAUGCUGAUGUAAUAGUACCCUUUUUUAAAAAAAAACUUUCUUCAAGUUAAAAAGCACUUUUAAGCUUAAUUCUUUACAGGCACUGCUCAAAUAAGAGCGUAUCUCUAGCCUUAGAUGUAAAAAUCUAAAUGUGCUAUUUCAUGAGUAAUUAUAGAAUGUCAUAUGUUUUGGAGCAAGUCCAAAAGCCUAAUCUACCUGGAUUUUGUGUUCCCAAUGCACUUUUGUACUGGGAGAGAAUGUUGACGUGUAACUGAAAUAGUCUUGCAUAUUGGCAGACACAUGCGUUGAAAAUGCAUGAAUUUUAGCCUUCUCAUUAUUUUGGAGAUCAGGAUGUCCAAGCAUUAUGCUUGUGCACUGCAUUGGUUUAUACAAAGCAAUCUAAGAAAGUAAGAAUAGGGAAACAAUACAAAAGAAAUUUAAGAAAGGGAGUAUUAAUAACCUAAUCAAACUUGAAAUGAACCCUAUUCUGCAUUAAUUACAUCAGUGCAUAUUAAAGUCAAAGAAGAGGCACUUUCACGUGUACAUGAAAACUCACUACGAAAGGGAAUAAUUCCGGAAGACUAUCAGCAUUUCAGGUGGGAAAGAUAAGAAAAUCCUUAUUUAAAAGAUGCCAUAAAAAUGAACUUGAAGUUGGAACUCUGAGUAGUUAGAGUGAAUUUUAAAUCUGAAGGCAAUGUUUGACCAACGUUUUUGCACUUAAAGCGUUAUACAGCAUGGAAAUAGACCCUUUGGUCCAUAUCCCUCACCUCUUCCUAUUUAUGUACCCAUCCAGAUGCCUUUUAAAUGUUGUAAAUAUACCCACACCUGCUUUGAAGAGGUAACAGUGGAUAUACAGAUUUAAUAUUUUUAGGCUUUCAAAAGAAGCAUAAUGAGGUGUCUCAAUGAUUCAGUUGUGGGACCAAAGGACAGUAGCAAAGUAAAUAGCAAGCUAUUUACAAAACAGACAUGAUAAGAGUAAUCCUCCACUUUUGCUGCUGCCUCCAGCUUGAAGUCACUAUCAAAUAUGUCUUCCCCUCUUUCAGCAUUCUGAAGGGACUGUUUUCUCUACAGCACCUUGGUCCACUUCUCAAACAAUACCCAAUUUGUUUUAUUAGGCAUAUUGUGCCUUUUCAUGCAAUUACGAUAUGAUGUCAGUCCUUUGACCUUCUCACUAUCAAAAUAUCCAAACACAUCUUCCAGAUGAAACAAAAAUUUUGUUUCUUUACGCUGUAUUUGCUAUUUUCAAUGUAGUCUGUUCUACUUUGGUGACAGCAAGGACAGAUUGGGUAACUUCAAACAACUUUUCAGUUGAGAAAAUAGACCCCAGGUUUUUGAUCACCUGUCAUUUAGUUUUCCAGUUUGGUCUCAUGCUGACCCAUCUUCUAAGCCUUCAGUGUUCCAGUCCAAGCAUAAACAGCAGCAUCUUUUGAUUUGGCACUUUCAGACUCUGGACGCAUUAUUGAGUAUAACAUUUUCAGGCAGUAACUUCUUCUCAAACGUUUUCUUCUGUUUUGAUGGGUUUACUCUUUUUCUCUUCAGGCAGUAACUUUUCAUUAUUCUGUAUUCAUCUACAUUUCCAUUUCCCUUAGUCCCUUUGGCCUCAGACCACCAGCUGGUAUUUAAUCUCUCCACCUAUCGCAAACACUUGUCUCUUAUCCCCAAGCCCCACUUUUUUCAUCCUUUCAUUUCAAGUCAGUUAUAUCUUUCUUCCUUCACGGCUGUGCCCUGACCUCUUGAGUAUUUCCAGCAUUCUCUAUCUUUAUUUCAGAUUUCCAGCAUCUAUAAUACGUUGCUUAGAUAUUUCACUGAACUUGGUACUGAGAAAGCUGGCUAAUGUCAAUUAAUUCUUCGUUGAUCGGACAGAGUCUUCAAUAAUUUUGAUAUUUUUGCUAAAAGAGUUGGUAGCCCACUGGUGUUGAGCAGAUUGUUCUGUCAUAAAC